UCAAAAUGGCGAAUACGAUUGUUUUGGGGAAGUAACGGUUAAGUUCAUUUGGUUCUUUUAUUUAAGAAGUGAGUGUAUAGGUAUAAACAGUCAUCCGCUUCGUAUUUGGCUUUUUACAAAUUUUCGGUCUGUAACAGCGUGUCGAGAAGGACUUGUGAAAAGAUGAAAGGCAAGGAACGGUCGCCGGUGAAAAAGCGCUCGCGGGCCUUGGAUGACAUCCGAGACAGGGGAGGAAGCCACCCUACAAGUAAGAAAAUGGGCACGAUUUCUGUUUCUGGUGGCAGCAACAACGGCAACAGUUCGGCUAAGAGCGAGGGCAGUUCCGCCAGGCGAAGUUUGCUCGGCGAAAAGCGGGAGAGUCGCGAUUUCGACGGACACGUCUCGAGCCGCGCCGGCAGCAACCACAGCUACAACAGCCCCGCGGCGAGCUCGAGCAGCAAGAAUCACGCCGCGAGCCUGGCGCUCGAGGCCGCCGCGGCCGCACGCACCGCCUCGCGGGCCGACCAGCGUCCUCCACUGAGCGCCGCCGCCGAGAGCGAGUAUAAAACGCUGAAGAUCAGCGAGCUCGGCUCGCAGCUCAGCGACGAGGAGAUCGAGGACGGCCUCUUCCACGAGUUCAAGAAGUUCGGCGACGUGAGUGUAAAGAUCAGCAGGGUAAACGAGGAGCGUGUUGCGUUCGUGAACUUCCGGCGGCCGGAGGACGCCAGGGCAGCGAAGCACGCGCGUGGCCGCCUCGUGCUCUACGACCGGCCGCUUAAGAUCGAGGCCGUGUACAUGAACAGGCGGAGGAGCCGCUCGCCCAUCGACAAGGACCCAUACGUGGCGGUGGCGGGACACCGUCACCUGCACACACAGAGGCCCCUGUCACCCACGGGUCUUGGUUACAGGGACUAUCGGCUGCAGCAGCUCGCUCUGGGCCGCCUGCCACCACCGCCACCCCCUCCGCUGCCCAGGGACCUGGAGAGAGAGCGCGAGUAUGCGUUCUAUGAAGCCCGGACACGGCCAGCCUACUUGGCAGAGCGCGCAGCCUUUCGCGAGGAGGAGUUCAUCUCUCCGGAGGAUGACCAGAGAGCCAACAGAACGCUGUUCCUGGGAAACCUGGACAUCACGGUCACAGAGAGCGACUUGAGGCGAGCCUUUGACCGCUUUGGUGUGAUCACGGAAGUGGACAUCAAGCGGCCGAGCCGCGGACAGAGCAGUACUUACGGCUUCCUCAAGUUCGAAAACCUGGACAUGGCGCACCGUGCCAAGAUCAGCAUGUCGGGCAAAGUUGUGGGCCGCAACCCCAUAAAGAUUGGCUACGGCAAGGCUACGCCAACCACGCGCUUGUGGGUUGGUGGUUUGGGACCAUGGGUUCCACUCGCUGCGUUGGCCAGAGAGUUUGAUCGUUUUGGCACCAUUAGGACUAUUGACUACAGGAAGGGGGACACGUGGGCUUACAUUCAGUAUGAGAGCCUGGAUGCCGCUCAGGCUGCCUGCACCCACAUGCGGGGCUUUCCUCUCGGAGGGCCUGAGCGGCGCCUCCGGGUGGACUUUGCAGACACAGAACACCGCUACCAGCAACAGUUUUUGCAGCCACUGCCCCUGCCACACUACGACAUCGAAUCAUUUGUCCACCGUGCUGCUCCAGAUGCUCUGAGGGUUAGGGAGAGGACUCCUCCGCCUUUACACUUCCGAGAAAGGGAGCUCUAUCCUGGGGUGGAGUGGGCUGCGGCACCAGUCCGCGAGCGUGUUCGAGCGGCAGCCUUUGAGCCGCUUGAGCACCUGGAGCGGAGGUCACGGGAAGCCUGGUCGCUGGAGCGGGACCUGCAGACCCGGGACCCUGCUCGUAAGCGCCGCUUGUUGGAGGACAACCGGCACCUGGAGCGCUCCCCGGACAGUAGCGAGCGGACGAGCCGCCGCCGCCACUGCCCCUCGCCCGAGCGCAGCCCAGGUGGCAGCAGCAGGGAUGGGGGUCGCCUCAGUGACUCAGAGCGGCCCCUGCGUCUGGACAGGCCUUCUCCGGCGCGAGAGCGCCAUGCCAGUCAGGACCGUGCACCUGGAGAAAAAAGACUGAAGACCCUCGGCCUGACCGAGGGGGCAAGCGGCUCUGGGACCGGGGGUGUACUGGGGACUGAGCGCAAACGGAAGGCCGGCGAUGCCAGUAAGAGCGCAGCCAAGAAGGAGCGCCUCGAUCCCUCAGGCUCCUCCAAAGGUGGCCAGGCAGCAAAACAGGACAGUAGCGAGCAAAAGCUGACGUUGGCUUGGCAAGGCAUGCUACUGCUAAAGAAUAGCAACUUUCCUUCUAACAUGCACCUGCUAGAGGGGGACUUGGGUGUGGCUACAAACCUGCUUGUUGACAGUGCCACUGGUGGUCAGGUGGCCCAGCUGAAGAUCACCCAGCGCCUGCGUCUGGACCAGCCUAAGCUGGAUGAGGUGACUCGCCGCAUCAAGGUGGCAGGCCCAGGGGGCUACGCCGUUCUUCUGGCUAUCCCAGGAGGCUCGGAAGAGGGCUCAUCGCUGGACCAGGCAGCAUCCACCCAGCGACCGCUGCGCAAUCUCGUCUCGUACCUCAAGCAGAAACAGGCAGCUGGAGUCAUCAGCCUCCCUGUGGGCGGCAGCCGUGACAAGGACAACGCAGGAGUUCUCCACGCUUUCCCCCCUUGUGAUUUCUCCCAGCAGUUCUUGGAUUCCUCUGCUAAAGCGCUUGCUAAAACAGAAGAGGACUACUUGGUGAUGAUUAUUGUGCGAGGGGCAUCAUAACACAAAGAAAUUGUAAAAGUAGAAAAAAUUGUCUCGUGUAUCAGUAAUGUUUGCAUGCACUCUGUCCAUUAUGGGGAUCCUUUAAAGGUUGGAUUGGGGUUUUACACCAUUUAAGUUGGAGAAAGCAACCACCUUUUUCAAAGUAUAGUUGUCCUACGUACUUAAUUUGCUUAUGGUUUAAAAAAAAGAGGUUCAAGACAGCAUUGUGAUGAAAGAUAACUUGUGUCCAUUCAUAAAAUAGACAUAUCGGUACAUUGUAGCUCAUUUUAGAUAGAAAAGUUGGAAAAAUAGAGAUCAGAUUUAAACAUUUAAAAUUCAGAGUAAAGCAACACCUUCUGCUUCCUACAAAGAAAGUUUAUCAUCACAGGUUAUUUGGUUUAAGUUCUCAAGCAAGGUAUUUUUAUUUAAAUGUCCUUGAUGCAUGCCUUUGCCCAGUACUAGCUUAUCUCAGCAGUUCAAGGUAUUCUGUACUGUCAGAAACAAUAUCUUGUAUGUUGAGAGAAGUUCAAGGAGCUUCCUGUAAUUGUGUUCUCUCUUGUCUAAAGGCAGAUAGGGCCUCUGAUCCCCGUUAUUUGCUCAUGUUCAAAUAUAAAGCAGUUUGCAUUGUGACAGCUCAAAUGGUGGGCCUGUUUACUCUGGGUGAAUACAGCUGGUAUCUGCCUGUCAAACAUUUAAGACUUUUCCUAGAAAAUUUGUUGGUUGCACUGUAGAAAGAACUUCUGUUCUUCUGACACAGUGAUUAAAACUUUGACAUAUUUGAAUGUAGUUUUCACCCUUUGAGUAGAGAAAGGAUAUACAAUUAAAAUAAAAAUGUGUAGUAUUGGUCCAUCACUGUUCUUUUUGUGGUGGGUCACUCAUGGAACUGAAAAGUUUCUCAUUUCUCACCCAUGAGUGAACAGUGCUUUAUUUAGUUGGCACAGAAAUGCUUUUAGUUUAACUGAACCAGUCGCCAGGUAAAGAAUGUUUCAUUCAAGGUUAAAAGAACAGUUCCCUUCCAUGCCAGAAAGUUAAUACUGUAAAGUGUCAGAUUAGUAGUCUCCUUAGAAAGCAUCUCCCUCUGAGAGAAUCUCAAUUGUAUUCCCAUCUUGCAGUGAUAAUCAACUAGACAUCUUGGAACCUGAACAUGUUUGUGUUUCCCUCUUUUUUUGUCAUUUAUUUUGGGCUUGGCACCAGUAACAUUUAAGCUAUAAUGGGAAAAAUGUGACCUGUAUGUUUUAUCGAGUGAAACAAUUUAAGAUCUCUACUGAAGCAGUAAUUUAUUAUAGCUUCUUUAGGGUUUUAUGCAUUCAAAGACAGUUAAAACUUCAGACAUUUGUAUUUACCAAUCCUCUCAAUGUUUCAUGCCUAACUUAGUAAUUCUGAGCAAAAGGGUUUCCAAGUUUUUGCUUGUAGACUGUGGAACUGACAGUUUGGGAAAUUGUGAAUGAUGCAAAGCAGGAAUAUUUAAAUAGUCUGUAUGAUGAAACUGAAUGUCUCAGUUUAGAAUCUGAAGCUGUCUUUAAAAGGUAGGAGGAAAGCAUUUGUAGUUCAUUUGACACAGGCUCCUAGGGUUAUGGGGCUUGUUCAUGAUGGUGUGAACACAGAUGAAGUCUAAAUUCAGGACUUAAACAAAAAGCCCCACUAGAGGAAGGAUACAAUUUUGUUUACCAGUAUGUUUUAUUUUGGCUACCCUUUAAAAUGAAUUGUUGAGAAUAUUGUAAUUUACCAUUUUUCUAUAACUUACCAAUAUUUACAGAGUAUGUUGGGUAACUAAGUAACUGAACUUUCUCAGAUAGACAAAAAGUGCAUUUUCAGAGUUUGUGUUCACCAUGGGUUUUACUUAACACAAAGAUAAAAUGAAACCCUUUCUGCUUGCCACAAAAUUAACUUGAUUUCAGUUGGGUGCCACUUAUUGUAACUUUUAAUUUGGUUUAUCAAAAUGUUAUUUUGAUUGCUUGGUUUUUAACUUUUUUUUUUUUAUUUCAAAGGAAAUAAUCUGUUUAUGUGCAUUCACAGUGAGAUUGAUAAUUCAUUGUAUCAUAACUGAGUUUACAAAUAGCAGUUGCAGGUUUUGCAGCUAGUUGUAAAUUUUGGUGUUUUAUAUACCAGUUGUCACUAGUGAAUGUCUGUAGAAGAAGUUGGAGAAGAGUUGAACCAUUAAUCGCAGUCAAGGGUCACAGGAGGGUCAAAGGUUGUCAAAGUGCUAAUGGAAAAAUCUUUUUUUUUUUUUCUUUUUUUUUUCUUUUCUCCCCAAAACCAGUAGUUUUUAAUAAGGGGGCAGAAGAUGUAAUUUUGUGUUCAGAAUUAACCCUAACUUCAGCAAGCUGUGACAGUUUUCUUCCUUUAACCCCACUGAAGUUUAUGUGCUGAUUAAAUUAUUUUUUCAUUUAGGAUCAGUUAGUUCAUUUAAUAAUAGACAUAGAUUUGUAUUUUACAUAAGUACAAACGAUUUACAUUCCUCUGGUCUUGGUACACACUGAAAGUGGAAUAUUAAAAUGUUGCAUUGGUUUAUGGAUUAAUUGCUCACAGGUGUGCAUUUUCAAAAGAGACAUCUGUGCGUUCAUAUUAAUAUUUGCAAUUUAAAACAAGGUCAGAAUCCCUUUGAACUCUUAUUUCCCUAUAAUGGUUGACUUAGGUAAAUACUGUGAGUUUGCAUAAGUCAAAUUGUCCUGGUCUAGAAUUUACAACAAAGAAAAGUGAGAAUUAUGGAAUGAAGUCAUUAUAUUUGACAUGUUUUCCCUUAAAACAUGAAUGUGUUCAGGACUGUUUAGCAGAACAGUGAGUCCGUUGGGAGUACAGUUAAAAGGUUCUUAGUGUCCUUAAGCAUGUUUGUUUUAAUUUCAUUGUUUUGUUGGUGCCAUUGCCCAUAGUUUAACAUUGUGUACAAACUAAGCAUUAUAUGGAUUUAUAUAAAAAUAAGGAUUAGUUUGGUUCAUCUGUUGCAAUGAAAAUGUGGUGUAAGAAGUGUUCUGCUCUCCGUGGGACAGCUGGAUGUUCACGUCGAGGCCAGCAGUGUCACGAUGGACACAGGGUCGCCUCGCAAAUGCACCUUCCAGACUGGAGACACGAGCACUGCUGCAGAGCCACAAGGAGCCUUUUGCGGACGGAGGGGCCAACAGCCUUCAAUUAAGUUUGUGUCCAUUUCAAUCAGAGGGCAGCUUAAAAGUUGUGUAACUGCUUUUGUGAUGCCAGUUCUCGUGUUUUAAGUGGAAACAUGACCUACUUGCUUUGUGCUGUGUACACCUGAUGUCUGGGGAGAAAGGAAGCCGCCUCUGCACAUGCAGCUGAGAAGUAGCUGUUAACACACGCAGGAAGUGUGGUAGCACUUCCUUUUGUCUCAGUAUCAAUAAAUUUUCUUUGAGGGAAAAAUGUUUCUGCUUUGGAAGUGAGUUGAAGACAACUAUUAUGACCCUUUUUUUGUUGUGUUGCGAAGGAAUCGUUUUCUGCAAUGAAAGCGCUUGUGUGCGUUCAAGGAAAAAUGAAACACGCUGGCAGCCAGCAAGACGAGAGAGGAGAGAAGGAAAGUGAGUGGAAGGGAAAGAUCACCUUUAUCUGUGCUCCUCAUCCGUGUCUGCCCCCUUCCUCUUUUCCCUGAGGAGUUCCCGAUUGGCUCACUGUAAAUUGUGGCCCCGCCCACCUUUGCUCACUGACGUGCCUCUCCAUGGAAGGGGCUGGGCUGGUGUACAGGUGUUUUGCCACUGUUGUGCAGGACAUGUCCUGCAGGGCCAUGUGAAUGUGGCCACCUGCACCGGGAGGAUGUUGGUGGAGAGCCCUCACUGUCACUGCUGCUCUGGUUGAGCUCUCCCAGGUGUGUCCCCUACAGUGGAACGCAGCCCUCAGCUUGCUGUGUCCAUGCAUUCCUCACGCAGGUGUUUGACAGGGAGCUGGCCCCUGCACCCUUGGUGUCUCCAGCAGACAACAGCGAUGCGGAUGUGAACACCUCGUUUCUGGUUCAGAGGAGCUGUUGAUUAUUUUCACCUUUCAGUUUGAUUGCACCAGUUAUGAUUUGAUUCCAUUUUUUCCCCUGUUCUAAAGGAAGGAAGAGGAUUUUCCGAGUUUCAGGGCUAGGAGUUUUGUUUACAUCUUCCUCUGUUUUCCAUUGUUUGAUUACGAGAGACCUGGAGCGGCUUUUCAGUGGAGAUUUGGGAAGUGCAUGUGUUCCUACUGGUGCCGUUUCCAUAGCAACUCAAGCACGUGGCGCUCUCAUCGCUUGGCCACCGUUUACACAAGCGUAUCUGGUGAAAAGAGGAAAUUGAACAAAAACCUAAAAGGAGGAGUCUUGUUCCAUAGUUUCUCUGAUGUUCUGUACAGGGAUGCAUAUUGAUUGUUUGCAAUUUUGCCAUCAUGCGACACUGUGAUCCAACCCAGAAGAUGAGUGAGUUUUCGCCACCAACAUGCAAGGACACCUUUGUGAAGCGCUCCAGUCCAGCUUCCAGGUUAGCUAACAGGCCACCCUGAGCGCUGGUGUAAAGAUCCUGCUCGAGAUGCUCUGUUUCCUCCCACUGCUCUGCUUGUGCCCCAGUUGCACCCUUCCUACAAAGCCGGACGCCGGUAAGUUGUGUGUUCAGUUGCUGCAAGCCAGGGGUGUUUGUGGCAGGGUAAGUACUUUUAAAUUGAUUGUUGUCUGUUUCUGCUACUGCUGUGGGGGGUAGAAACAAAAACAAAGUGUUUAUGAUUAAGUUGUAGUACAACUGUUAUGUUCUUUCAACAUUUGAGCUUGGUGAAA
This is a messenger RNA of Scleropages formosus (Asian bonytongue), 7447 nucleotides long. It is a transcript of the gene rbm15, whose product is annotated as RNA binding motif protein 15. Gene Ontology annotation, molecular function: RNA binding. NCBI's taxonomy places the organism in Eukaryota, Metazoa, Chordata, Actinopteri, Osteoglossiformes, Osteoglossidae. The record is from RefSeq and is a predicted model, not a curated record. The coding region runs from base 163 to 2742 and encodes 859 amino acids. The transcript has a single exon.